Molecule: messenger RNA, 1284 nt
Organism: Helianthus annuus (common sunflower)
Lineage: Eukaryota; Viridiplantae; Streptophyta; Magnoliopsida; Asterales; Asteraceae
Product: protein ALP1-like
Exons: 2
Coding region: 1-1284 (427 amino acids)
Source: RefSeq, a predicted model, not a curated record
AUGGAUUUUUCAUCCUCAUCAUCGGAUUCGGAUUCUGAAGAAGACGCGGUCAUCGUGGACUCGGUCAAGCUAGCAAUCGAAUUUAUGAAUGAAGUAAUCCAAGGUUUAACUCCACAACCCUUAACAAUAAGGCCUCAUCUAGACCGGGAUCGUGAAGCGGCUCAUGAUCUAUUGGUACGUGACUACUUUUCCGAAAGCCCGGUUUACAGUGAAAAUCUUUUUAGGCGACGUUUUCGUAUGAGUCGGCGACUUUUUCUACGAGUAGUUGGAGAUUUGCAAAACUCUUUUGAAUUUUUCCAACAAAGACGUGAUGCUACGGGAGUACUCGGUUUUUUGGGUAUACAAAAAUGUACGUCGGCUAUUCGUCAACUUGCGUACGGGACCUCACCGGACUCGUGGGAUGAAUACUUAAAAAUGUCCGAAAAAGUAUCGCGAGAUAGUCUUGAAUAUUUUUGCCAAGGUGUGAUACGAAUAUAUGGUAAGAGAUAUCUUAGGAGGCCAACAUGGAGCGACAUUCAGCAAAUAUACGAGGUGCAUGAACAAGUCCACGGUCUUCCCGGUAUGCUUGGUAGCAUCGAUUGCACGCAUUGGUCAUGGGGAAAUUGUCCAACGGCUUGGCGAGGUCAGCAUGAGCAAGGCGAUCAUCUAGGCCCAAGCAUUAUGCUUGAAGCCGUGGCAUCAUAUGAUCUUUGGAUUUGGCAUGCUUUCUUUGGUACAGCUGGAUCCAACAACGACAUCAACGUUUUUCAUUCAUCACCGAUUUUCAACGAUAUUGUUGAUGGAGUUGCACCUGGGCAAGUCUUCUAUGUUAAUGAUCAAGAGUACAAGUAUGGAUACUAUUUGUCCGAUGGUAUAUAUCCAGAGUGGGGCACUAUUGUCAAGGCGUUUUCACACCCACACGACGACAAAAGAAAACUUUUCACAAAAAAACAAGAGUCCGCAAGAAAAGACAUCGAACGUGCAUUUGGGGUUCUGAAGAAGCGUUGGGCAAUCAUUUUCAAUCCGGCACGUAUGUGGGCAAAAGAAAAAAUAAGAGAUGUUAUGUACGCGUGCUUGAUUCUACAUAAUAUGAUUUUGGAGGAUGAAGGUAAGGCGAUAUGCCAAAGCUAUGAAGGUGAUGUUCCACGACCUCCUUGUACGAUAAGCAAUGAGCAGAGGCUUCGAAAUCGCGCGGAAAUUCGUUCUGGUGACCUUUAUAAUGCCCUUCGUGCGGAUUUGGUUGAGCAUGUUUGGCGUUAUCAUUCUCAAGAGUUGGGCUCGGACUCAGAAGAGGAGUCAGCUUAG